This is a messenger RNA of Dovyalis caffra, 375 nucleotides long. The record is from the annotation of a GenBank genome assembly. Lineage: Eukaryota; Viridiplantae; Streptophyta; Magnoliopsida; Malpighiales; Salicaceae.
AUGGAUUGCAUGCAGAAAGAACCUACCAAUAUGCCAUUUAUAAAUCGCACUAUGAAACUUUGCAGGAGUGCGUAUGCAGCAAGCUCUAACUUGCCAAUGUGUCCUAGAAAUGCUUGGGUCACAACCACCAUUCCAAACGAAGUUACUCUUGCCACCAUUGCAGGAAAUGCAAUCUCCCAUACCAUCUUAGACUCCAUCCAAAUUCUUCCCUUCAGAUCAACAUUGCUCGAUUCUUCCGCAAAUGCUGCAUCAUCACAAUCUGUAGAACCCACAAACUGGAGCAGAACAAGAAUGUUCUCGGAUCCCAAAACAACCGAUCAUGGAAGCCAACGAAUAGAAUCUGGGAAUAGAAUUCUGCAGCUACCUAGCAGUUGA